Pygocentrus nattereri (red-bellied piranha) is the source of this 2631-nucleotide messenger RNA. RefSeq names its product angiopoietin-like 1a (gene angptl1a). NCBI's taxonomy places the organism in Eukaryota, Metazoa, Chordata, Actinopteri, Characiformes, Serrasalmidae. The record is from RefSeq and is a predicted model, not a curated record. The transcript is spliced from 5 exons. Bases 432 to 1883 code for a protein of 483 amino acids. Gene Ontology annotation, biological process: cell surface receptor protein tyrosine kinase signaling pathway.
GGUGGCUCAGUCUCCUCAAGGCAGCAGCUGGGAGUUCCAGAGCAAUGCCCCGGCUUGAGAGCCGCUGAAGAGGAAAGAGCUCACUAUUGGGUCUCUGGAAACGAGGGAGUUAGAGAGAUCUGGAAAGGAGCUGUCCCAGAGAGGAGGCCUCAGUCGAGGGAUAUGAGAGACAAGCAGAGCCCUGAGGACUUCCACAGGACUUCAGGCACCUCGAGGGAGACACGGCAAGACACAUCCGAACCUAAAGAGCUGAUACGGAGCAGUACAUACACAUAACACAGACAAAUAAUUACACAGCCACAGUCAAAAGGCCAUAGGUGAACUUUUCAGCUGUCUGGCCUAUACAAAGACAGACUGAGCAGGAAAAGGGAAGUCCGGAAGAAAGGCAAAGGAGGCAGGAGGAGGUGAGGUAGAAGGAAAGUACAUCAACCAUGAGAGCAAAAACGUGGAAUGUGGGCGUCCUGCUCUGCUUGUCCUUUGCUGCACUCAGCAACUGUCGUUCUAGAAAUGAGCCUCUGCUAUCAUCGCGGCAGCGCAGGGCAGCCACUGAUGACGCCAAAAGGUGCUCGUACACUUUUCUGGUCCCACAGCAGAGGAUCACAGGCCCCAUCUGCGCCUCAGCCACAGGACCUGAACCGGACAAGGACAGGGUGACCCGCAUGGACAUCUCAGACCUGAAGGAGGUGCUGUCCAAGCAGAGGCGUGAGAUCGAGAUGCUGCAGCUGGUGGCCGACGUGGAUGGCAAUCUGGUAAAUGAGAUGAAGCUGCUGCGUAAGGAGUCACGCAACAUGAACUCGCGCGUUACGCAGCUCUACAUGCAGCUGCUGCAUGAGAUCAUCCGCAAGCGGGACAAUUCACUGGAGCUGGUGCAACUGGAGAACCGUGUGCUCAAUGUCACCUCUGAGAUGCUGCGGUUGGCAUCACGUUAUAAGGAGCUGGAGAUGCGCUUCGCCAACCUGGCCUCCACGGUCAACAACCAGUCAGUGCUGAUCGCUGCAUUGGAGGAGCGCUGCAUGCGUGGCUUCAGUCGGCCAGAUUUGCCCGUUGUGCCGCCGCUGGUACAGGUGGUGCCUGAGACCAUACCCGCCAACAGCAACCGCUUCACCAACGAGAUCCAGAGGGACCACGGUAACCGGGCCUUCCCACGGGGCAGUCCACGUAUGGAUACUCCACCCACUGCUGACCCUCUGGGUGUACCACCGGCGCCCCAAGGCACGCUAACCUCUGAUGGACCGUUCAGAGACUGUUUACAAGUGCGGCAGGCAGGACACAGCACGAGUGGGAUGUAUCUUCUCAAGGCAGAGGGCAGCGAUAGGCUGAUUCAGGCCUGGUGUGAGCAUGGACUGGACAACGGAGGCUGGACAGUGUUUCAGAGGAGAAAAGAUGGCUCAGUCAACUUCUUCAGGAACUGGGAGAACUACAAGAAAGGAUUUGGCAACAUAGAUGGGGAAUACUGGCUGGGGCUGGACAACAUUUACGCCCUGGCGAAACAGGCAGACUACAGGCUACUGGUAGAAGUGGAGGACUGGAUGGGGAAGAAAGUCUACGCCGAGUACAGCAGCUUCCGGCUGGAGUCUGAGAGUGAGGGCUACCGCCUGAGACUGGGCACCUACCAGGGCAAUGCAGGGGACUCGCUAACCAGUCACAAUGGCAAACCCUUCACCACAUUGGACCGCGACAAGGAUGCCUUCACAGGUAACUGCGCUCACUUCCAUAAAGGCGGCUGGUGGUACAACGCAUGUGGGCAGACCAAUCUAAACGGCGUGUGGUACUCAGGUGGUGUGUACCGCAGCAAGUUCCAGGAUGGGAUCUUCUGGGCUGAUUAUGGGGGAGGCUUUUACUCGCUUAAGUCUGUCCGCAUGAUGAUCCGACCAAUUGAUUGAUACUUGUUCCUUGACUCUUACAGAACAUCAAGUCUCAAACUCCCUCGACUUUCAUAUACCUGUAUAUCAGUAGUUCCCAAGCCUCGUCCCUGAGUAGCUCUGCUCCGGAUGCUUUGCUGAUUUUCCCGCCCUAACACUUGUUUCAGGUCUGGAAGCACUUAUUAAUGAGCUUAUUAGUUGGAUCAGUUGUGUUAGAGCAGGGAAACCAUCAAAACAUGGAGGACAGAACUUGUGCCAGACGAGACUUGGGAAACACUUCUAUAUAUUCAGCACAAUGUUAUUUUAGAACCGUGCUUUCACAUUAACAAGGACUGGACAUCUAGAAGAACAGGCUGUGUGUGUACACAUCGUUUUGGGUCAGUGGUCAAGCCCUCAGCAGUCCUAAGCAGGGAAGCCUGUUUGUGGACAUGCAGAAGGCAGCGGGUUGACAGAGAUUGUAUUAGAUUUCCACUGGUCACUGUCAGAUUCAUAGAAGAGAAGAUGAAAAUCUCUCUUUAGCCAGGUUCAGAGCGGGAACAGGCCAUGGUCAGCUCCCGCUCUCUGCUCUCUUGUGCUUUUCAGUCUUGCUUUUCUCAGUUUUUCAGUUUAUCACCUUCUUACACUUCAGGUCUAAUCAGCUUUUUCAUCAAUUUUUACAGUACUGUACAAAAGUCAGAGACCACUUAUUUAUUUAAUUUCCAGUCUAUAAAUUAGUUGAUCAUUUUUUCAGCAUCAAGAAAAAAUAGAACAGAAAAUUUUACAGAAAACA